AUGUUUCCCUGGGGCAAAUUCCCAUCCAAAGUUGAACCGAAGUUCCGAUCACGUUUGCAUCCUUAUCCUCUUCCCUUCCUCGCCGCUCAACGAGGUGGGAAUCAGGUAGGUGUGGGCUCGAGUGCAAAUGUUUUACUGCGAGACGGUCCAUUGCCAUUAAAGUCACCCAAUCGAAAUAGCGACAUAAUUCUCGAGUAUGUUACGUUUCUCAACGAAUUUAUAAGGGAUUUAAAUAUUAAGGCUUUUAUCGGCAGGACCCUCCGAAAAACUGCCCAAUUAAUUUUGCGUGGCGCCUCAACUCUUCUGAAUCUACGUUUUCAAAAUGAUCGAGACUCCUUUUUGUAA
Protopolystoma xenopodis is the source of this 345-nucleotide messenger RNA. The record is from the annotation of a GenBank genome assembly. NCBI's taxonomy places the organism in Eukaryota, Metazoa, Platyhelminthes, Monogenea, Polystomatidea, Polystomatidae.